Messenger RNA from Tuber melanosporum (Perigord truffle), 1339 nucleotides. RefSeq lists its product as uncharacterized. Gene Ontology annotation, cellular component: mitochondrial matrix. The record is from RefSeq and is a predicted model, not a curated record. Gene Ontology annotation, molecular function: protein binding. Lineage: Eukaryota; Fungi; Ascomycota; Pezizomycetes; Pezizales; Tuberaceae. The transcript has 2 exons. Bases 95 to 1261 code for a protein of 388 amino acids.
GACAUUGUCAGGAUUUUUUGGUUUCCUUGGUUUAGAAUUGAAGACGUUCGCCUCUUAUUUUCAAUUUCUUUCUUUCCCUACCUCUAGCGCUAACAUGCCUCUGCGGAUUCCAUACACCUGUACUCCAUGCCUUCGCCGGGGGUAUUCCUCUUCAACGGCCCCUCCCCACCCCCCGCCAACUGGUAUAUCAAACUUAUCCCGUUACCGGCAACUUAUCGAAAUCCACGGGAGAGAUGCACCAAAGUAUCUUCAAGGAUUAACCACGGGAGAUAUUCCCAUGCAAUCCGAUAGCCUGGGCACUUAUUCUGCCUUUCUGAAUGCUCAAGGAAAAGUCCUCUAUGACAUCUUCAUAUACCCGACGAACCGCAACCACCGAUGGCGCGCCCAAAUCGAGCAAAAGAAUUUCCAACCCCCCGGUUGUCCUCCCACCAAAAAAGGGCCCGAGGUAGAUGAACCUGGUUUCUUCAUAGAAUGCGACAUAAGAUCCGCCGAUGCGCUCCUCAAUCAUAUAAGACGGUAUAAACUCUCCUCAAAAUUCCACUCCCGCCUAAUACCCAAGGGUGAAUGGGACAUGUGGGCAAUCUGGGACGACCACCGACUCCUACCCACGAGCCUCGGCGAAAUUGGGUGCACGGAUACUCGGGCACCCAAUCUCGGAAAGCGAGUCGCCGUGUUCGGUGGUAAAAAUAUAGGCGUAGAAGUAGACGUCGAGGUCUACAACGUUCGAAGAAUGCUCCACGGCGUUCCAGAAGGCCAAAACGAGAUACUAAACGGCGGGAACAUAGCGCAAGAGAGCAACAUGGACUACAUGGGUGGUGUGGAUUUCCGCAAGGGCUGCUACGUCGGUCAGGAAUUGACCAUCCGGACGCACCACACGGGGGUUGUGCGGAAGCGGGUUCUCCCCGUUCAACUCUUCCGCCCUGAAGAUCCUGUGCCGGAAAAACUCACUUAUGAUCCCAACCUCGACCUCGCGCCGUUACUACCCGGGGAGACCCUCAACAUAAGCAAAUUGGAAGAGAGCGGACGGAGUGCUGGGAAGUUCUUGCGGGGUGUCGGGAAUAUUGGGCUGGCGCUUUGCAGGCUGGAGAUUAUGACGGACUUGGAGAAUGGGAGGAAGAGGGAGGGUAAGACAGUGCCGGAGUUCAAGCUUGAUGUCGAGGGGAGUGAGCUCAGAGUUAAGGCAUUCGUGCCAGAGUGGCAUUUUAUGGGGAAUGCUACUACUUCUAGGAGGGUCCCGGAUACAGCGUCUGAGAUUGACUGAGCACGCUAGCUACUGUAUUUCCUUGUCUUCUCGGUGUAUUUAAUCGCUAUAUAUCACUACUCAAUCCGUAGGCUAUCC